Messenger RNA from Phodopus roborovskii (desert hamster), 529 nucleotides. RefSeq names its product receptor transporter protein 3 (gene Rtp3). Gene Ontology annotation, molecular function: olfactory receptor binding. Lineage: Eukaryota; Metazoa; Chordata; Mammalia; Rodentia; Cricetidae. The record is from RefSeq and is a predicted model, not a curated record. The transcript has 3 exons. The coding region runs from base 41 to 529 and encodes 162 amino acids. Gene Ontology annotation, cellular component: cytoplasm. Gene Ontology annotation, biological process: protein targeting to membrane; protein insertion into membrane; detection of chemical stimulus involved in sensory perception of bitter taste.
UCAGGAGACCCUGCCCCAGCCUAAGCACAGCGCUGCAGCCAUGAUGGAGGAAGAUGUAGAAGUAUGGCAACAGGUGUUCCAGGAGCUGAUUCAGGAGGUAAAGCCAUGGCACAAAUGGACCCUCGUGCCAGACAAGGACCUUCUUCCUGAUGUUCUGAAGCCAGGAUGGACUCAAUACCAGCAAAAGACCUUUGCCAGGUUCUGCUGUUCCUCCUGCUCUCGAAGUUGGGCCUCUGGCUGCGUCCUGAUGGUCUUCCACAUGUUCUGGUGUGAGAAGAUGGGCAAGGGACAGGUGAAGAUGAGGGCCUUUGCUCAGAGAUGCAACAAGUGCCCUAAGGCUCCAUUUAUGGCUCCGGAGUUCACGUGGGACAACAUCUCAAGGAUCUUGAACAAUCUGCUCUUCAGAAUUCUGAAGAAGUGCUACAGAGAAGGUUUUGAGCAAAUGGUGAUGAUGGUAGUUUCUAGACUUUGUCCUUCAGCACAAGCCACAGUUCCUGUAAGAUGUAAUCCAUAUACAAAGAGACAGUAA